AUGGAACUGGUGAUAGCGAUCGUUAAAGAACCAGUUAAAAAUACUGUUCGUUCAUCUUCUAACUAUGAAACUGCGACUAAAUAUGAAGCUAAAGCAUAUGCAUUUGCUAUUGCAUUUUAUACAGGUGCAUAUAGUGAAAUGCUCAGUCUAAAUGCAAUCAUUUUUGCUCGUCGUUGGCAACGAAACAAAGCAACAAAUGCAGAAAAUGUACAAAUUGAUGAUAAUGCUGCUAUGAUUAUGUAUUAUGUUAUAAAAGGUCUUUCACAUAUUAAUUUCUAUUGGGGUCGAGUUAUUGAACUUGGUCUUUGCAAAUAUGUUGCAUUAUGGGUUGAUGAUCAUAUAUUUCAUGAAUGGUGGGAAAAUAAAGGACAUAUGGAAAAAGCCAGUACUCUAGGUACUCAAAUCAAUAUUCAUUUCAUUCCAAAGUCUACAACUCAAGGUGCAAUGGCCUUUCUACGAUACGAAUUUGGAGCACGAUUAAAAAAUAGUGGUACAUUUAGAAUUGUCACUGAUCUGAAUCGAGAUAAUGAGAGUUCAGCAAGUGAUGCUGGUGUUCGUCUACUUGUUCAAGUCCGAAAAUUUGGUGUCCAUCAGAAAUGUCUUAUAUUUACUGGGAACGCAUCGGAAGGACGCCGAAAAUUAAACAAAAUUUUUCAGGGAAAUCAAUUGGAUGAUAUUAAAAUAACCGAAGAUUCGAUAGAUCUUGAGCAAUUUGUUCUGUUCAAAUGA
Rotaria sp. Silwood2 is the source of this 729-nucleotide messenger RNA. NCBI's taxonomy places the organism in Eukaryota, Metazoa, Rotifera, Eurotatoria, Philodinida, Philodinidae. The record is from the annotation of a GenBank genome assembly.